CAAGUCGAACACGAGGCAGAGAAAACCUAAAUAUCACCCAGUCACGCGUGACAGAAAACAAAGGCGAAGGACACUGCAGACCGCACGAAAUUUUGGGUACUGGGAGAGUAGCUCUGCAAGAUCCAUCGGCAGCCUUUUCGACCGCUUCUAAAAAGUAUGCAGAUUUUGUGCGAACUUUGCAUUUUGUUGGCAUGCUUGAUGCAGGUUGGAGCUAUGAAUGCUGAAUGUCCAGCGUGGAGUGUGGCUUGUUUUGAUGGGGACGGGUGUGUUAGCACGGCCAGCCUCUGUGACGGACGAGUUCAGUGUAGGGACCGGUCAGAUGAACUACUCUGUACAGCAAAGAAAGCUGAUAUUCUUCAUUGCCAUGGUGACAUGUUUGUAUGUUGGGAUGGAGAAGAGUGUAUUCCAAGGACACAACUCUGUGAUGGUGUGCAUGACUGCUCUGAUGGAUCUGAUGAGCACAUCUGUGAACCUCAUGAAAGGUGUAGGAGAGAGGGGCUAUUUCUGUGUGCCAACAAUCAACAGUGUCUGAAUACCAGUCGCCUCUGUGACGGAAAGUCGGAUUGCUGGGAUGGUAGUGAUGAGCAAGGAAAAUGUGAUGAGGCUAAGACUGAAUGCAGUUCCAACAAAUGCCAGCAGAUAUGUGAAGUUUCACCAGAGGGAGCUAAAUGUCGAUGUCUCCCAGGAUACCUCACUCUACAAAACAGGACUUGUAUAGAUAUAGAUGAGUGUAAAGCAGCGGAACCUCCUAUAUGCAGCCAUAUUUGUCAGAAUUUUCCAGGGAGCUAUAAUUGUUCUUGUCACCAUGGAUACAAGCUUACAGAUAAUGGAAAAUGUUCGAUUAAUGGAUCCUUACCUAUCUUUCUUUUGGCCCAUGGUGGUGAAAUCCAUGGAUAUGAAAUGUUUCAGAAUAGAUCAAUCUCGUCCAAUGCUGCCCAUAUGUAUGUGGAAGAACAUGAUCAUAUCAAAGCAAUGGCUUUGGGGCCAAACAAGGUGCUGUACUUUAGUGAUGUUGUCCACAAGAAGAUUUACUCCUCCCAUCUGGAUGGGGACUGGAAGGCUCAAGGACAGGAGGUCAUUAAUGUUGGUCUCCGGAAUCCAGAGGGAAUGGAUGUAGACUGGAGUACCGGACAUUUAUACAUUGCUGACAGUGAGGAGGGGAAGAUCCUGGCCUGUCAGGAGAAUGGGGACGUUUGUACUGCUGUCGUCACUCACCUAGGCCACCCCAAAGCUCUCAGCAUUGACCAAAGAAAUAGACAUCUUUACUGGUCUGAUGCUGGAGAGCCCAGAAUGAUUGGGAGAGCAGAUCUCGAUGGCAGGGGGAGGAUAAAAUUUGUGAGAGACCAUGUGGGGCAUGUCACAGCAAUGGCUGUGGACUUUACAACAAACCGCUUGUACUGGGCAGAUAUCUUGUUCCACAAGUUGGAGAGUAUUGGUCUGAAUGGCAUGGACAGAAAGAUCAUUUUGUAUGAUGACCGUCUAAUGGGAGCAGUCAGUAUUGCCUUGUUUGAAGAUAAGAUUUACUGGACCAACCCAAGUCACGGGGUAUACUCCGCUAAUAAGUUCACAGGCAGAGAUGUUCAGGAAGAGCUAUCGGAGACGCCUAGCAUUGCUUCCUUGAUCAUAAUGCAUCCAAUGCUGCAAAAUGAAGAAAUUAAAGACAACUCUUGUUCUAGUGCAGAUUGUUCAGACAUGUGUUUGCCAACAAGUGGCCCCGGACAUCGGUGCGCUUGUCCUGAGGACAAACAUCUGGAAAGUAACAACAGGACUUGCCAAAUUAGCUUUGAAGUACCAAGAGCAUACUUUGGUGCUAGGAAACAAAUUCAACAGUUUCCUCUUCUCUCUGUGGGUUACCAAGACAACCUAAUUGGAACUGUUAUUGAAGAAAACAUCGAGAAGAUUUCUUCCCUUGAUGUCAGUCAUAAGCAUGGGAUCCUGGUCUACAGUGAUAUCCAACGAGACGUCAUAGCAAGAGUCAAUAUCUCAGACAACAUGGGGUUCUCAAAUGAGAAAAUCGUAUAUUCUAAGGAUCUACAUUCUGUUGAGAAGUUACAAUUAGAUGCAGUGACUGGAAAUAUUUACUGGGUUGAUAUGGGGAAAAAAACAGUUGAAGUGGCCAGUCUAAAUGGAGAAUAUCACAGAGUCUUGAUUCCUUCCAGCCAUUUUGUGCAGAGACUUACAUCUUUAGCCGUUGCCAUAAUGACUGGACACCUGUAUUUAUCCCUUGUGGGUGUGAAUCCCACAAUUCUCAGUUGUACACUGGAUGGCGUUUCCUGUCUCCCACUAUCAGUCGAGGUUUAUCAUCCCAAUGACAUUGUACUUUAUGAAGGUCGACUAUAUAUAGCUGACGGGGAUUACAAUGCGGUACAAAUAUUUUCUGUUGAGGUCCCUGAUGGCGGCUAUCGUAAAGUUCAUUGGCAGGGGUACAACAGAGAUCUGACAAGAAUGGCUAUCUAUAAUGAUGUUUUGUACUGGACAGAAGACAAAGGAACUAGUUUGUUUUCUGUCAGCUUACGGAAUAAUCAGGAAGAAACCAUUGUGCUCCAUGACAUUAUCCCGUUAUCAAGCAUUGUAAUAUGGAAUCCAAAACUGACAGUAGUGGAGAAUGCAUGCAGUAGGAACAAUGGUGGAUGUUCACACUUGUGUCUGCCAGUAUCCCAGAAUUCUAGAGUGUGUGUGUGUAGCGAUGGGUUCCUUCUACAAAAGGACAACACUUCUUGCAUUGAAUGUAAAGAGCCCAGUUGCCUCUGUGAGACCUAUGGAAAUUGCUCGAGCAUCCAAACAGAGUGUGACGGCCUUGUUUGUGAUGUUAGUCGGUGUAUUCCAUCAGAGGCCAUUUGUGAUGAAGUACUUGAUUGUCAAGAUGGGGCAGAUGAGGAAAAAAGUCAAUGUGACCAGACAAUAAUAACAGACUGUGGAGAAGGGUGGUUUGAGUGUGACUCGGGACACUGUAUCCUGGAGCUCCUUGUUUGUAAUGGUCAGCCAGACUGUUCUGAUGCCUCCGAUGAAGGUCACCAGUGUGAAACAGCAUGUAAUAAUCACCACUGUGAUCACAAAUGUGUUUCUAUGCCCUAUGGAAGUGUCUGUCGAUGUAGACCCGGAUACCAAAUACAAAUCAAUGGCUCCUGUCAAGAUAUCAAUGAAUGUGAGGCAGACAAUGGUGGAUGCAGUCAGACCUGUGUUAACACUGAGGGAGGCAGGCUGUGUCAAUGUUCUCCAGACUUCAUCUCCAGCAACUCCUCCUGUAUUCCACCAGAUCCAUUGCCCUAUUUGCUGUUCCUGGAGCAAGGUUUGAUCACCCGCUACGACUCGGACAAUCAUGGAGAAUUAGUCACUGUCAGUGCCUCAAAGUCUUUUGUGGCCUUUGAUGUAGAUAUAUACACAGGAGACAUCUUUGGUAUAUCAUCAGAAGAUCCAAAGCUACUUUUGAGAACAAAUCAGAAUCGUCAAAAAGCCGAAGUUCUCCUGAGAAGGUCUGCCAAGUUUGCCUUUGUGGCCUACGAUUGGCUGGGCAGAAAUCUGUACCUAUCAGACAUUGCAACACCUGCUCUAAUCGUGUGUCCCCUCAGACACUUAAAGGAAGGAUGCCUCUCACUGUUCCAUGAAGAAACAGGGUCCAUUGUUCUUCACCCCCUUAAAGGGUUGAUGUUUUGGUUGUACGACGACGCUCUCCAGAGGAGUACUAUGUCUGGGGAGAAAAGGGGGAGUGUGGUGGACUUUGAGUCUACAAUGAUCAGCAGUCUGUCCCUGGACCAGUUCUCGGGAUUCCUCUACUGGAUUGAUCACUACCGAGGGGUCAUUGACAGUUGUGAUAUGAAUGGACAUAACAGAAAAACCAUUCUUAAAGGGGGACAUCUGAUGAGGUUUCUAUCUGUAGCCGUCUUUGGAGAUCACCUGUAUUUCACAGAGGAGAAUACUCAUUCCUUGUACAAGUACAAUCGUCUCACAGGAAGUAGGCAAGCUCUGACCUCCGACCUUGACUUUUCUCUGCAUUUAAAAGUCAUUCACCCCAUUCUCCAGAAUCCAGGUCCGCGCUCAGAUGUGUGUCAUAGGAGGUCCUGUUCACACCUGUGUUUGGUGACACCAGAGGGAGCUGUUUGUGCUUGCCCUGAUGGAUGGGACCUCAUCAGUGGAAAGAUCUGUAAAAGUCCUUAUGUUUCCACCUCUGCAACCCACAUAAAUACAACACAGAGUCCACCGAGAGCUUCUCCAUCCCCUGGCCCGCCACAAAAAAUCCCUACACCCUCCACCACUACCCUGACACCAUUGCUAUCUGUGAUCAACUCCACACUGGGCCCCCGUACAGAGACCUCCACCCUUCCUGUGUCCCUGUGUAACCUGCUGUGUAUGAAUGGGGGCACCUGUUCUUACUCGGAGGAAAAGAAAAUGGAUUAUUGCAUUUGCCAGGCAGGUUACACUGGUACCUACUGCAAUGAGGAGGAACCUUUAGAGGACCUCAGUCGAAGGUCUUCCCACACACACACCUCAAUAACUGUAGGUGUCACUUUGUGCUGCUUUCUCUUGCUUUUACUGAUCGUUGGUGGUCUUGGCUACAUGAAGUAUAAAAGAGAUAAGAUAGUAACUGUGUCAGAGAUAGUGCAUUUCCGUCCGCUCCUCGACAAAAACAAUGAGGAGGCUGAGGAGCUAGUCAGUGAUUUCCCAGAGUGCAUCAGUCACAGAAAUAGGAACCAGGUUUAUGAAGAAGUAAGUGGUAUUGACUCCGAGGACCAUGGAGGAUUAUCUUGGCAGUACUCCACAAUGUCAGUGGAUUCCGCAUUUAUAAGUCAUAUCGACGAAAAUGAUGACGUUACAUCACAGCUUAUUUCAACCAAUCAGAAAGCGUAAGGAUCAAUGUUUUGUUUCCUUCUACUCCUGGUGCAGUUUCCUGCACAGCUGUUUACCAAUUCUAGACUGUCUGAACCAGUACCAUGCAGUGCCAUUUUUACAGCAUAUUUGAUAUACAUGUAUAUAUUAAAUUUGCAGUAGUAAGAAACUUCGAUAAUUUUGAAUGGUCCUUAAUUAUACAUGUAUAACAAAACCUCAGACAAUAUAAAGCAUAUUUUUUUAUCUUCAAAAACUUUUUUAAAUUUUGUAAGCUUAUUAAUAAAUUAUAUUUUGAAAAUGUACAUAAAAAGAAAGUACAGGCAAGGUGGGAGUGAGUUACUCAGAAUUACGUCUUAUAGACAUUGCAUUUUGACCCAGAUUCUGGACGAAAUCAUUCACAAGGAUAUAUCAGUGUAUAAAAAUUGUAAAUUUUGAACUUUCGGUGUAUUAAUUAAGUUUAUUAACCAAAUGUUUCUGUUUGAUUGAGUUGUAGCAGAUAUUUUUAACAUGACUGUUGCAAAAUUAAAAAAAUUGAUUUUGUACCAAAAGGAAGACUAUGUAUUACAUGUAGUAACUUGUUAUUGAGUUACAACCUGUUUUGUUAAUCAUGGGUUGUUUGUUCAAUGUGAUCUUUAUUUUUUAUCUUGGGACUGAUUAUAAAUGAAACAUCUGUGAAAAAGAUGAAUAUCUGAAGGAAGGAAUGAAGCUUCAUGAUCUUAUGUAAUUUUUAGCUCACCGAGACGAAGUCAGGGGGAGCUUAUGCUAUACCCUUGGCGUCGGCGUCCGGACCUGGUUAAAGUUUUUGUUGCAGGUCCUGUAUCUAAGCCAUUACUUGUCCUAUCUUCACCAAACUUGCAUGGAUGAUGCAUCUGGACCUACUGAUGGACUUGAAAGACUUAGAUGCUGAAUCUGAGUCCUAAAUUUCAGAUGCUGGAGGAGGUUAAGGUUGUUUGACCAGGUUAAAGUUUUUGUUGCAGGUGCCCUUCGAUAGCAAUAUCUAAGUUACUGCUGGUCCGUACUUCACCAGACUUCCAUGGAUGGUGUGUCUUAUGAUACUGAUGCACCAGACAGGCUUGAAUGAUGAAUCUGAGAUACGUUUCGGAUGCUGAAGGAGGUAAAGGUUUUUAGAGCUGGUUAAAGUUUUUGAAACAGGUGCCCUCUGAUGAUUAUAUCUUGGUUAUUACUUGUCCUAACUUCACCAGACUUCCAUGGAUGGUGCGUCUUAUGAUACUGAUGCACCUGACAGGUUUGAAUGCUGAGUCUGAGCCAUAGGUUUCAAAUGCUGGAUAUGGUUAAGUUUUUUGGAACAGGUCACAUGUUUAAUAGAUAAUAGUACUUUUUCAAACUUGCAUAGUUGAUUGAACUGUAGUAUGAAUGAAUCACAGAGGAGGCUUCAGAUGCAGAGCUUGAUCUCCAUUAUCAAGGAUGCUAAAAAAUAUAUUUUAGUUAUUACAGGUCCUAACUUCACCAAACUUGAAUGGAUGGUGUGUCUCAUGAUACAGAUGCACCUGACAGGCAUGGAUGUUGAAUCUGAGCCAUAGGUUGCGGAUGCUGGAGCAGGUUAAGGUUUUAAUUGCUAGUGCCCUCUGAUGAUGAUAUCUUAGUUAUUACUGGUCUGAACUUCACCAAACUUGCAUGGAGAUGCGUCUUAUGUAUACUAAUGCACCUGACAGGCUUGAAUGCUGAAUCUGAGCCAUAGGUUUCAGAUGCUGGAUGAGGUUCAGUUUUUUUGGAACAGGUCACAUGUUUUAUAGAUGAUAGCUUGCAUAGUUGAUUUAACUAUAUUAUAAAUGAAACGCAGAGGUAGCUUCAGGUGCAGAGCCUGAUCUCCAUUAUCAAGGAUGCUAAAGAAAUUUCCUACCUCACUCAAACCUACUUGAUAGAUAGAUGUGUUUGUUGAUAAAUGAUAUAACAUGAUUCCUAUGAUAUAGUAUUUUAUGGUAUGACACAAUAUUGUUUAAUAUGAUACAAUAUAAUAUCAUAUGUAAUAUUAUAAAAAGUUGUAUGAUACG
This is a messenger RNA of Magallana angulata, 6836 nucleotides long. RefSeq names its product low-density lipoprotein receptor-related protein 2-like. NCBI's taxonomy places the organism in Eukaryota, Metazoa, Mollusca, Bivalvia, Ostreida, Ostreidae. The record is from RefSeq and is a predicted model, not a curated record. Bases 157 to 4845 code for a protein of 1562 amino acids. The transcript is spliced from 32 exons. Gene Ontology annotation, molecular function: calcium ion binding; protein binding.